CGGUCAGCUUUACACUCCUCCGAUCUAGGUUACAUUGGCUCUCGGCUUUGUGCAUAUAUCGGUGCAUUGAACCGCUCUACCCACAUCUCUGUCCUUCCAAAAACUGAACACUACAAAGCUCAGCGCAUCCUCGUGCCCACCGUUCAACUCGACCUCCGCGGUUCCGGCGAUCUGAGCUUAUUUACUCAUGGAGGCUCGAAAAACACAUCUCCGCCAUAUGGCGGGCACUGCCGUUGGGAUGAUUUUGAAGCCGUCUCGUGGACUGCGGGACGAUAUAUUGCGUGCAGGUGGAAAACCCAAAGACCAUAAUAAAGAAAAUCGACAACGGUUGAAAGAACUGGAGAAGGCUAAUAAAGCGAAAAAGGAGGAAACAUCAAAACCAAGUCCUCCGCGGUUUAAACUGAAACAGUUUGAAGACGUAUCAUCCAAAUUGCAAACACGGCGAACAAGCUCCGUUGAAACUCUGGUCUCUGGAACUCCGGAAUCAUCCCGACCAUCAACGGCGAACUCAUCAAAGACAACCGAAUCCAAAAAGAACUUUAUUCACAUCAACGCAAUGAAGGCAAAGCAGCCAUCACCUCGGACACCGCGCCGACCUGAGCCAGUUUCCGUUGAAAGAAAGACAAAAAAGGGAGACAUACCCAAAUACCUGGUAGAUCGGAAGCUGGAGUGGGCGAGAAAGGAGCAGGAGCGGUUAAAUGGCUUGGAGGAGGAAAAAAUACCAUCAGGAAUGAUAUUGGUUCCAGAAUACGAGCGACUAGACACGUUGCAAGCUCUAGAGAAAAAACAAAACGAGCUACUGGAAGCGCUAUCAAAGUUUCCCGUAAUCAUCGAAACAGUCAGCAUGAAAAAGCGUAAAGCUCUCAUAGAAGCACAACUAAAGGAGGUCGAGGCUGCUAAGGAACAUUUCUCACGAAAGACAGUAUAUAUUACAAAAGAGGACGGUGCGCAGUCUUCAGAUGAUGAGGUUGAAACCGGAGUAGGAGUAUGGGACCGCGCUCGAAGAGCGGUCAACCAGCCUAUGAGAAAAGUGUCUACUGGCACACAGUCAGUCCGAUGACUCGUAUGAUGAUAAUGUAAUAUGUGUUGAUGGUGUGAGUAGCUGAUAAUGAUGAGCUGCCUUCGCGUUCUGGCGGCCCAUUACAUAAUAAGAACGUAUUUGUUUGUAUCCUAUUUACAAUUAUUGACGACUUUAAU
Messenger RNA from Spizellomyces punctatus DAOM BR117, 1197 nucleotides. RefSeq lists its product as uncharacterized. The transcript has 9 exons. Bases 188 to 1060 code for a protein of 290 amino acids. NCBI's taxonomy places the organism in Eukaryota, Fungi, Chytridiomycota, Chytridiomycetes, Spizellomycetales, Spizellomycetaceae. Gene Ontology annotation, cellular component: cytoplasmic microtubule. The record is from RefSeq and is a predicted model, not a curated record.